UAGCUAGCCGUCCGUGUCGAUCGUCGACUCGUGUCGCAGGAACAUAAAAUGCUAUGUAUACAUAUAUAUCUCGCCCCGGUAGCACCUGAUUCACCAGAGAUGCGAAGCAGAUAUCAGCUGUAAGCAAAGCCUACUAGUACUAGUUACGGCAGAGCAGAGAACAGGCGGCCGAACCGAUCGACGACGAUGGUCACCGGCCGGAGCGAGCAGAUGGUGUGCGUGACCGGCGCCGGUGGCUUCAUCGGGUCGUGGCUGGUGAAGGAGCUCCUCCACCGCGGAUACUUCGUGAGGGGAGCCAUGAGAGAACCUGCGGACAUCAAGAAUGCUCAUUUGCAUGUUCUGGAUGGAGCUAGAGAAGGCCUGUCCCUCUACCGAGCUGAUGUGCUCGACCGCAACAGCCUUCGUGCUGCGUUCGCCUUAUGCGAUGGCGUUUUCCACGUGGCAUCGCCAGUCUCAAAUGACCCUGAACUUCUGCCAGCUGCUAUCGAGGGAACCAAGAAUGUCAUCAACGCUGCUGCGGACAUGGGCGUCAAGCGUGUGGUGUUUACUUCGUCUUAUGGUGCUGUCCAUAUGAACCCUAACAGAAGAUCUGACCAGAUUGUUGAUGAGAGCUGUUGGAGUGACCUUGAGUUCUGCAAACAAACACAGAACUGGUAUUGCUACGCGAAGAUGUUGGCCGAGAGGACGGCGAUGGAGGAGGCGUCGAAGAGAGGUGUGAAUCUGUUGGUGGUCGUGCCGGCCGUCACCGUGGGGGAGAUGCUGCAGCCGACGCUGAACGCCAGCGUCCACAGGGUGGCCACCUACAUGAGGGGCACCAAGAGUGCGUACCCGAACGCCGUCGCCGCGUACGUCGACGUGCGCGACGUCGCCCGCGCGCACGCGCUGGUGUACGAGCACCCCGACGCGCGUGGCCGCUACCUCUGCAUCGGCAGCGUGCUGCACCGGUCCGAGUUUGUUCGCUUGCUUAGGGAGCUCUUCCCCCAGUACCCUAUCACCUCCAGAUGUAAGGACAACAGUAAGCCAAUGGUGAAACCAUACAAAUUCUCUGUACAAAGGCUGGAGACUUUAGGCAUGCAGUUCACUCCUUUGAAAGAGAGUUUAUACAGAACGGUAAUAAGCUUACAAGACAAGGGUCAUCUACCUGCAGCAAUCUCACGCCGUUCAGCCCUGUGAAUCAUGAUCAGCCCUGGGAAGAUUUGAAUAAAUUGAUUGCGAAUCAUGAUCAGAUAUAAAUUAAAGGGAAGAUUUGAAUAAACUGAAUCUGCGUGUAUGCAUUGUGAAAAGGAAUGGAGUUGAAUCCUAGUGAGUCAAUGAUUAUCGUUAAGAUUAAUUUCUACGAGGACUUUAAUGUUGAUUUUGCUAUGAACUACCUUCUCUAUUCUAUACUAGUGAAAUCCACACUUGACUAUGCAUAAGUAGUACUCCCUCCGUUCCAUAAUCGUUCUAUUGUACACGGUUACUGUAGCCAGCUUAGGUUUUUUUCCUAGCAAAAGACUAAUCGUUCUAUGCAGCUGUCCGAUCGGACACAAAUUUUUUCUAUAAAGGAAAGAGAAAGAGUCCUUAUCUAC
Oryza sativa Japonica Group (Japanese rice) is the source of this 1568-nucleotide messenger RNA. Its product is annotated as cinnamoyl-CoA reductase 1-like. NCBI's taxonomy places the organism in Eukaryota, Viridiplantae, Streptophyta, Magnoliopsida, Poales, Poaceae. The record is from RefSeq and is a predicted model, not a curated record. Gene Ontology annotation, molecular function: oxidoreductase activity, acting on the CH-OH group of donors, NAD or NADP as acceptor.